This is a messenger RNA of Penicillium olsonii, 1974 nucleotides long. NCBI's taxonomy places the organism in Eukaryota, Fungi, Ascomycota, Eurotiomycetes, Eurotiales, Aspergillaceae. The record is from the annotation of a GenBank genome assembly.
AUGGCAGGAACAGUGCUAGGAAAGCGCAAUCGCGUGGACUCGGAAGCCCUCCCGGUACGCACCGCAAGCAAGCGCCGGACAAUCGCGCCCCGAGCAAAGAAGGAAAAGGAAGUUGCGCCGGUACCACUACGACGGACAAGGUCUACUGUGCAAAAAGCACGUGAAAAUUCCCAGCCCGAUCAAGAGAAUGGCGACAAGAAAAAUGUUUCGGAGGAUGAGACACAUGUGGAGAUUGUCUCCUCCAAGCAUACUCUGCGCGAGGAGCAAUUGAAAUCACCUGUGAAGAUCAACUCGCAUUUCCGCGCCUCCAAGCAAGUGAAGGGGGAGCCCGAGAAGCUGAAAGAUGUGCCGGAGACCGCAGAGGAUGUGAAGCCGAUCGAAUUCAAGACCCCUUCGAAAUCACGAUUCCGCGAUGCAUUGCCACAAUCGCCUAUCACCCCCAGGCAUCGGGUGCAGGUCGGGGCAAAGGCGAUAACCCCACGUACCCCCCGCCACGCAGAUCUCCCUCCGACGCCACGUCAAACUGCGACUCCUACCAUUACACACUCCGUCUACUCGCAGGCCAGACAGCUGUUCGCCCGGGGUGCCAGCUCUGGUCGGCUCGUCGGGCGAGAUGCGGAGCGUGAGAAGCUGGUCUCCUUCCUGACAGAAGGUGUUGAGUCUCGGAGUGGAGGCUGUCUCUACAUCAGCGGUCCCCCGGGGACGGGCAAGAGCGCCAUGGUCCAAGAGGUGUGCAAAGAUCUCGAUCUUUCUAAUGUGAGGGUGUCUCAUGUCAACUGUGCAAGCAUGCGAGUAUCUCGUGAUGUUUAUAGCAGACUCAUCCAAGAUUUCGGCGCAGAUACGGAUAUGUUUAAGAAAAGCGAGGCGGAUCGCUUGAAGGCCAUGUUUAUUCCGUCCAAGAACGCCGAAGAUCUCUUUCUUGUCACGCUAGAUGAGAUUGAUCACCUAUUGAAUGGGGACUCCGGGGUUUUACAAUCACUGUUUGAGUGGUCUCUACAAAGCAAAUCAAAGCUGAUGUUGAUCGGAAUUGCCAACGCCCUCGAUCUGACCGACCGCUCGCUCCCACAACUCAAGGCGAAGAACCUGAAGCCCCGCCUUCUGGCAUUUUUGCCUUACAGUGCUGCAUCUAUCGCGGAUGUGAUGACAAACCGGCUUCGAUCACUGCUUCCUGCUGGCUCGGAGGCGGAUCCAAAGCUUGUGCCUUUCGUCCAGCCAGCUGCCAUUCAGCUCUGCUCCAAGAAGGUUGCCUCGCAAACCGGUGAUCUUCGCAAGGCGUUUGAGUUGAUCAAGCGGGCAAUCGAUGUCAUCGAGCAAGAGACCUGGCAAAAGCUUGAGAAGCAAGCCAGUGAAAAUGUGGCGAUUCUUAGUGAAAACACAAACCUGUCUUCGCCCACCAAGGGAGCCAGCAUUCCGAGGCCAGCAUCAAUGUCCAAUUACACCGUCAUCACUGCACCUCGUGCCAGUAUCGCGCACAUUGCCCGUAUCACCUCUGCGGCUUUCGGUCAAGGUACUGUUCAGCGACUGCAGAGCCUCAACCUUCAACAGAAAGCCGCCAUCUGUGCCCUCAUUGCGCUUGAACGAAAGCGUCGUCAUCUGGAAGUUCCCUGCACUCCGUCCAAGUCCCGCGCCUCGGCACCUACCAUCAAACAAGCGUUUGAUACAUACUGCGCCCUGUGCCGCAAUGAUAACAUUCUCCAUCCUCUGACUGCCACCGAGUUUAAGGACGUCUUGAGCAAUCUCGAGACAAUGGGCUUGGUUGGAGAAUAUCAAGGCCGAGGCCGAGGCGGGACCGUUGCAGGCGGCUCAGACCUGCGCCGCACGCCUUCGAAGUCUGGCAAUAUGCCAGGUACACCUCACAAGGCGCUUGACGAGCAAGGACUCCUCUGCUUCGUGUCCCAGCAAGAAAUCGAAAGUCAAAUCGCUGGCCCUGGUGAGGGCAUUCUUCGACGUCUUCUACGAGGCGAGGGACUUUGA